This is a messenger RNA of Parastagonospora nodorum SN15, 927 nucleotides long. RefSeq lists its product as hypothetical. The transcript has 2 exons. NCBI's taxonomy places the organism in Eukaryota, Fungi, Ascomycota, Dothideomycetes, Pleosporales, Phaeosphaeriaceae. The coding region runs from base 1 to 927 and encodes 308 amino acids. The record is from RefSeq and is a predicted model, not a curated record.
AUGGCUGAUGCUCACACCGUGGAGCCUGAAAUUCCGUUUCGUUUCCUUGACCUUUCUGCAGAAUUGCGAAAUCAUGUGUACGCGUUCUGCCGGCCAAGCCGCAUCCACUGCAAUGCACCCAAAUCGAAUACCGAUUGCGUAGCAUCAAGUCUUGAGUCGAAUGGUCUGACAGUGAAUUUCGACGCGUUAAGCCUGGGCAACGACAACGAGCCAAGAUGGUGUACCAAAAGCCAUCAAAUCGGGUGGAGCAGCACUGGCAGCAACGAUGCUGGCUUAGAUUGCAAAACUGCUGCCUUGAGUUUUUUUCACUUCGCGCAUGUAUGCCGGAGAAUACGUGCCGAGUUUCGUCCAAUAUACCUGGCCGACACUGCUGUGCCGAUGAAUAGUGGACGGCUCACCUCUUAUCUCGACACCUUUUACCAGGGAUGGCAUGACAGUAACAUCGACAAAAGUGACUGGGCUGGUAAUAUCAACAUCGCGUCUUUGACCCCAUGGAUCGACAAUGGUGAGGACUUCUUACCAUAUAUUCGCUUGUUAUCGGAAGCUCCAGGAAUGCAUAUUAGUAUACCUAGAACCAACAACGAAAUAGGAGAGCAGAUCAGACGCCUUUUCAAAUUCAGAAGUUCCUGGUCUGGGUGGACAGACGGCAAGAUAGAGGAAGUGUCUCUUGUCGUCAAAGACGGCCAUGUAUAUCACCCUGACAUCCCGGAGUUCCAGGUGCUCUUCGGCAGGAAAUGUGUGCCGCCAUGGGCAUACGAUCAGCAGAUUGGUCCCGGAACUAUUGAAGUUAACAAGGAGGCUGCGACUGCGUUCUUGGAAAGUCUUGGUUUCCACGUAGAAGAAGAGGGAAUUUACUGGAUUUGGGCGGGAUUUCAGAAAGAGACCGAUCCAGUAGAAACAAUCUGGUGGGCCAUGAUGGGCUCCUGA